Molecule: messenger RNA, 2816 nt
Organism: Abrus precatorius (Indian licorice)
Lineage: Eukaryota; Viridiplantae; Streptophyta; Magnoliopsida; Fabales; Fabaceae
Product: pentatricopeptide repeat-containing protein At2g03380, mitochondrial
Exons: 1
Coding region: 22-2097 (691 amino acids)
Biological process (GO): RNA modification
Cellular component (GO): intracellular membrane-bounded organelle
Molecular function (GO): RNA binding; protein binding
Source: RefSeq, a predicted model, not a curated record
AUUACACCAAAAAGCAAAAACAUGAGAGUCCUAAGUGUGACCCCAAAACCUCUUCUUCUACAUCAACUUGAAAGCAGGGUCUUACACAUGCAGAACCAUGCACCCACAUUCUAUCUCUCUCACCUCUGCACAAACAUGGAGACACUGAAGAAACUCCACGCUUCCCUCCUCAUUCAGGGCCUCACCUCAAACAUCUUCACCAACACCAAACUACUCUCUCUCUACGCAUCCUUCGGUCUCAUCAACGACGCUCGAACCCUCUUCAACCAUUUCCCCUCCAACGACUUCUACUCCUUCAAACUCAUGCUCCGCUCCUACUUCCUCAACGACAUGCACUCCCACGUCGUUUCGUUCUACCAUCUCAUGCGCCUCUCCCUCCCCUUCCCCUUCCCCCACCCCCACCACGCUCUCCUCUUCUCCGUCGUUCUCAAAUCCUCCUCCCACUUACGCGAUCUCGUUCAAGGAACCAUACUCCACUGCCACGUCAUCAAAACCAUCCCCCCCGAUAGCUUCGUUCUCACGUGCCUUGUCGACGUCUACUCCAAAUGCGGACGCGUUCGCUGUGCGCGUCGAGCGUUCGACGAAAUACCUGACCCAAAUGUCGUUUCGUGGACUUCUAUGAUCGUCGCGUACGUGCAAAACGACUGCGCGCGUGAAGGGUUGAGCUUGUUUAAUGCGAUGCGUGAAGGGUUUGUUGAUGGGAAUGAGUUCACUGUUGGGAGCUUGGUCACUGCUUGCACCAAAUUGGGGUUUUUGCAUCAGGGGAAGUGGGUUCAUGGGUUUGUUAUUAAGAAUGGGAUUGAGCUCAAUUCGGUUUUGGCGACGUCGAUUUUGAAUUUGUACGUCAAGUGUGGGGAUGUUGAGGAUGCACGCGCCGUGUUUGACGAGCUUUCUGUUAAUGAUGAUCUUGUUUCGUGGACGGCGAUGAUUGUGGGGUAUAGUCAGAGAGGUUAUCCACAUUUGGCGUUGGAAUUGUUCACUGAUGAGAAGUGGUCGGGGAUUUUGCCUAAUUCGGUUACAGUUGCGAGUUUGUUAUCUGCGUGUGGACAAUUGGGAAAUGCUGUUGUGGGAAAGUCGCUUCAUGGUCUGGUGAUUAAGUGUGGAUUGGAUGAUAGUUCUUUGAGGAAUGCUCUUGUUGAUAUGUAUGCAAAGUGUGGGGCUGUUUUGGAGGCACUUUAUGUGUUUGAAAUGACUGAGGAGAAGGAUGUUGUAUCUUGGAAUUCGAUUAUUUCUGGUUGUGCUCAGAGUGGUUUUGCGAGUGAGGCUCUUGAGAUCUUUCGAAGGAUGAGAUUAGAAUCGUUUGAGCCUGAUGCAGUUACUCUGGUGGGUGUUCUCUUGGCGUGUGCUUCCCUUGGUGCUCUUCACUUUGGUUGUUCUGUUCAUGCUUUCUCUUUGAAGAAUGGCCUGGUGUGGUCUAGUGUCUAUGUUGGGACUGCGCUGCUGAAUUUUUAUGCAAAAUGUGGGGAUGCAAAAUCGGCUAGGAUGGUGUUUGAUGGGAUGGGGGAGAGGAAUACUGUGACGUGGAGUGCAAUGAUUGGUGGGUAUGGCAUGCAAGGUGAUGGCAGUGGAUCUCUUGCGCUUUUCAGAGAUAUGCUGAAAGCGGAACUUGUUCCUAAUGAAGUUGUAUUUACAACUAUAUUAGCAGCUUGCAGCCAUUCGGGAAUGGUUGGAGAAGGGUCGAGGUUGUUUAAUUUGAUGUGUCGAGAGUUGAAUUUUGUUCCUUCCAUGAAGCACUAUGCGUGCAUGGUUGAUCUGUUGGCCCGUGCUGGCAACCUUGAAGAGGCAUUGGACUUCAUUGAAAAAAUGCCUGUUCAACCUAGUGUUAGUGUGUUUGGAGCUUUUCUCCAUGGAUGUGGACUUCAUUCAAGGUUUGAAUUGGGAGAAGUGGCAAUUAAGAGAAUGUUGGAGUUGCACCCUGAUCAAGCUUGUUACUAUGUGCUUGUGUCAAACCUGUAUGCUUCAGAUGGAAGAUGGGGCUUGGUUAAGCAGGUGAGAGAGAUGAUAAAGCAAAGAGGAUUGAACAAGGUCCCUGGUUGUAGUUUAGUGGAGAUGGAUCUCAACAAUGAUACAUAUCCCAAAGUGGCAGUUCUAUCUUAAAUUACGCAAGUCUAGGUUCACAACACAGUGAUGGUUAAGUUAAAACACCUGCUCAAACAGUGGCCCACAGAUAGUUCAUGAGCUUGUGCCCAUUAGCCCCAUCUUAUCUAGUAUCACCAUUAGAUCCAUAAGACACGGUUGACAGCUUCAGGAGCAGAGGGAAAUAUUGCCUUGUCAUCUUCAUGCUGCAAUCAGGUGGAUGGUGGAAUCAGUUCCGCAGUCCGAAGUUGGAUUGAGGUUGUGGAUGAGCUGCGGGAAAAGUUUGAUAAUUCAAAGGAAAAAGAUGGCGAGGAUAAUGAGGAGUCUUCCUCAGAAUGAUUUUUUCCCCCCGAAGUUGCUUCAAGUUGCAGCCAUUGAAAUUGACAAAGACCAAAGAAGACUAUUGACCCCAUUUUCAUGUUCCAGAACUGUUGAGAUAUAUGCUUGUUUGUGGACUCACUGUCAUGAAUUUUUCCUCCCGAAUUUUUAGUUAAAAUGGGAAUUAGGUUGCAUGCUUGAAUGAAUUGAACCUCCAUCCAGUUGGACUCUUAGCUCUCAUGACAUGGUGGUAGAUUUGUUCCUGAAUCACAGUUCUUCACUCAUGUUACCUAGAUUUUCGGGUUCUGCUUUGUAAUUAUCAAGGAAGCAUAGAUGCUCAGUAUAAAUAAGUUUCCUAUUAAAUUGUAAUUAUCUACUAUACUAGUGGAUUUUUUUUUUCCUGAAAUAAAUCAAUAGAUGUA